UCUCUAUCACUUCUGCAUUAUCUGCUUCUUCUGUCAAUCAAAGUGAAAGGAGGAGGGUUUUAGGGGAAUGCCAAUUGAGGGGGUUUUGAGAUUCUGAGUUCCUCCCAUUCAAGAACUUGAAAGUACUAUACUGGAGUGAAAGAUGAGAGUGGCAGUAGUUGGUUCUGGUAUCAGUGGUUUGGUCGCAGCCUAUGUUCUUGCAAAAGAUGGGGUGGAAGUGGAUCUGUAUGAGAAAGAAGACUACUUGGGAGGUCAUGCCAGGACGGUCACAUUCGACGGCGUCGAUUUGGAUCUUGGUUUCAUGGUCUUCAAUAGAGUAACAUAUCCCAACAUGAUGGAAUUCUUUGAGAGUCUUGGAGUUGAGAUGGAGAUAUCUGACAUGUCCUUCUCGGCAAGCUUGGACAAAGGAAAGGGCUACGAAUGGGGUAGUCGAAAUGGUCUGUCGAGCUUGUUUGCGCAAAAGAGCAAUGUGUUGAAUCCAUACUUUUGGCAAAUGCUUCGAGAAAUCACCAAGUUUAAACAUGAUGCUCUCAGUUAUCUUGAGGUGCGCGAGAACAAUCCGGACAUUGAUCGAAAUGAAACCUUGGGGAAGUUUAUCGAGUCCCGUCACUACUCCGAAUUAUUUCAGAAGGCUUAUCUUGUUCCAAUAUGUGGUUCAAUCUGGUCAUGCCCUGCAGAAGGGGUUAUGAGCUUCUCAGCCUUCUCUGUUCUAUCGUUUUGUCGCAAUCAUCAUCUACUUCAGCUAUUUGGCCGGCCACAAUGGUUAACUGUCAGAUGGCGUUCACAUUGUUAUGUGAAGAAGGUUAGAGAAGUGUUGGAGAGUAAAGGGUGUCGGAUAAGAACAAGUUGUGAGGUACAUAAAGUUUCCACAAACGAUGAGGGUUCCACAGUAGUCUCUGGAGAUGAGUUUGAGGAAAUAUACAAUGGAUGCAUAAUGGCUGUCCACGCCCCCGACGCCGUGAGAAUAUUAGGAGACCAGGCAACAUCAGAUGAACUGAGAGUACUUGGUGCCUUCCAAUAUGUCUACAGUGAUAUUUUCCUCCAUCGUGACAAAGAUUUAAUGCCCCAAAACCCGGCAGCAUGGAGUGCAUGGAAUUUUCUUGGUAGUACUGACAACAAAGUAUGUUUGACAUACUGGCUCAAUGUGCUUCAGAACCUUGGUGAAACCAGUCUACCAUUUCUUGUGACUCUCAAUCCGGAUCAUACACCAAAACAUACCUUGCUUAAGUGGUCAACUACCCAUCCAAUCCCAUCUGUUGCUGCAUCAAAAGCUGCACUUGAGCUUCCUCAUAUUCAAGGAAAGAGAGGAAUCUGGUUUUGUGGAGCAUACCAGGGUUAUGGCUUCCAUGAGGAUGGAUUAAAGGCUGGGAUGGCUGCAGCACAUGGUAUUCUUGGUAACAAUUGUGCCCUCUUGAGCAACCCGAAACACAUGGUUCCGUCAUUGACAGAAACUGGAGCACGCCUUUUCGUUACUAGAUUUAUAAGACAUUAUAUCUCUACUGGAUGUUUAAUCUUACUAGAGGAAGGGGGCACAAUGUUCACCUUUGAAGGAACAAGAAAAGGGUGUUCUUUAAAAUGUGUUCUUAAAGUUCAUAAUCCUCAGUUUUACUGGAAGGUUAUGACUCAGGCUGAUUUAGGCCUUGCAGAUGCAUAUAUCAAUGGAGAUUUCUCUUUUGUUGACAAAGACAGAGGCCUUUUAAAUCUUUUUAUGAUUCUCAUCGCCAACAGAGAUAAUGAUUCUUCCGACUCAAAAUUGAUUAAGAAAAGGGGCUGGUGGACUCCAAUGUUAUUCACAGCUAGUAUAGCCUCAGCGAAAUAUUUCUUUCAGCAUGUUUCAAGACAAAAUACUCUUACACAGGCUCGGAGGAACAUCUCUCGUCAUUAUGACUUGAGUAAUGAACUAUUUUCGUUGUUCUUGGAUGAAACGAUGACGUACUCUAGUGCUGUAUUUAAGACAGAAGAUGAAGAGCUAAAGAUUGCACAGUUGAGGAAAAUCUCAAUUCUCAUCGAAAAGGCUAAAAUUAGUAAGAACCAUGAAGUUCUAGAGAUUGGCUGCGGUUGGGGAAGUUUGGCUAUCGAAGUCGUCAGACAAACGGGGUGCAGAUACACUGGUAUCACUCUAUCACAAGAACAACUCAAGUAUGCCCAACAGAAAGUGAAAGAUGCUGACCUUCAGGACAGGAUUAGAUUCCUUCUAUGUGACUACCGUCAAAUGCCAGCUAACUACAAAUGUGACAGAAUUAUAUCAUGCGAGAUGCUAGAGAGUGUUGGCCAUGAAUUUAUGAACGAUUUCUUUGCUUCCUGUGAAUCUGUGCUAGCAGAAAAUGGGCUUCUUGUUCUGCAGUUCAUAUCAAUACCGGAUGAACGCUAUGACGAGUACAGACGAAGUUCAGACUUCAUAAAGGAAUACAUUUUUCCUGGUGGUUGUCUACCUUCAUUGAGUAGAGUAACAUCUGCCAUGGUUAACUCGUCCAGGCUCUGUGUGGAGCACAUAGAAAAUAUCGGAAUUCAUUACUACCAAACACUGAGAUACUGGAGAAAAAAUUUCUUGGAGAGACAAAGUGAAAUUCUUGCUCUUGGAUUCAACGAGAAAUUUAUUCGGACAUGGGAAUACUAUUUUGAUUAUUGUGCUGCUGGUUUCAAGACGUAUACACUUGGGAACUACCAGAUUGUAUUUUCACGACCUGGCAACGUUCCAGCAUUCAGCAAUCCCUACAAAGGCUUCCCUUCUGCAUAUUGAAUGUAAUUUUCUUUGUGUUCAUUCAGGAAUCUAUCCCCUUUAAUUAUUUGGUCGUUAUUUCGAUCGAGCAAUGGAAAACAAAAUCUUUGGCUCCGACCUUCAUUCUUUCCU
Molecule: messenger RNA, 2851 nt
Organism: Fragaria vesca subsp. vesca
Lineage: Eukaryota; Viridiplantae; Streptophyta; Magnoliopsida; Rosales; Rosaceae
Exons: 25
Coding region: 143-2740 (865 amino acids)
Molecular function (GO): methyltransferase activity; oxidoreductase activity
Source: RefSeq, a predicted model, not a curated record